AUGUCUAAGCCAGCAUCCUUCACCGACAAGCUCGCCCUCGGCGAAGCCCCCCGCGACCUGCCCAAACGGCGGGUUAUUGUCACCGGCGGCAGUGGAAAACUCGGACGUGCGACUGUCCGCUACCUCGCCGACGAGGGCUGGGAGGUUAUCUCCGUCGACACGAGGCGUCCGCCAGGCGUGAGUGAAGAUGGCAAGAGUGGGCUUGGAGGCGCGUACCGUCUUGUGGAGAUUGACCUUGAGGACAUGGGCAGUGUGCUCGAGACGUUCAUGAGUACGGACAUGGCCUACUCGGGUAUUCAAGCGGUCGUACAUUUGGCUGCCAUUCCUUCUCCGGGGCAGACCAACGCUAGCAGACAGUUUAGGACGAACACGGUGAGCACUUACAACGUCCUCGAAGCCUGCCGCAAGCUACGCAUCAAGAACGUCGUCCUCGCUUCCUCCGAAACACUCAUCGGCAUCCCUUUCGACCCACAUCCUCCCUCUUCGCUCCCCAUCACCGAGGAGCACGAACGCAAGCCAGAGUCCGCUUACUCCCUUUCAAAGCUCAUGGGCGAGACGCUGGCCGACCAGUACACUCGAUGGGAUCCCGAGUUGAAGGUUGUCUCGCUGCGCUUCAGCAACGUGAUGUUGCCGCAGGAGUACGAGUCGUUUGAGAGUUGGCAGGAUGACCCUAAGCUGCGAUACUGGAACUGCUGGGGUUACAUUGAUGCCCGCGACGGCGCCCAAUCCGUCUCCAUAUCCCUCGACAGCAAAAUGAACGGCCACCACCAAUACCUCAUCGCCGCCGAGGAUACUGUCAUGCGUAAAAGCAACGAUGAGCUCGUCAAGGCCGCCUUUCCCAACGUCAAGUACAACCCUACGGCUGGCCCGAAUGACACUCUGUUGUCGAUCGAAAAGGCGAAGAAGGAGCUUGGAUAUAAGCCAAAGUUCAAGUGGCAGGAGCAGGUUAAGGGCAAGAGCAUUUAA
Saxophila tyrrhenica is the source of this 966-nucleotide messenger RNA. RefSeq lists its product as uncharacterized. The coding region runs from base 1 to 966 and encodes 321 amino acids. The record is from RefSeq and is a predicted model, not a curated record. The transcript is spliced from 3 exons. NCBI's taxonomy places the organism in Eukaryota, Fungi, Ascomycota, Dothideomycetes, Mycosphaerellales, Extremaceae.